GCCGAGAAGACCGACCUAUCUUCAGACUCAUCGUUUGGGCGCAAUUGUUCAAGGCAAACCAUCGGCGGGCGACCCGGGCUCUCGCGCGGGAGUAUCCCGAUGCUAGCGUCUGGGGCUAACCACUCCCUUUAUAAACGAUCGUUGACAGGAUCGAUAUCUCGCAGUCGUGCCUCUGAGCCCGAUCCCCGAUGGAGUUUGUCCUCUUCUCUCUGGCAUCGUCCUAGUAGGACUCCUUAUGCUCUGGAUAUCUGAGAAUCGAACAGCUACUGCUUAUCGACUACCCCCAGGACCGAAGCCGUUUCCCUUUCUCGGUAACGUCCAUCAACUGCCUUCCAUUUGCCAACAGAGAACGUUUAGAGAAUGGGGAGUACUGUAUGGUGACAUCGUCUACGCGCGCCUUUUUCGAACACCGGCAAUUAUAAUCAACUCCUUAGAGGUUGCGCAAGACCUACUUGACAAAAGAAGCGCGAAGUACUCGCAUAGGCCCCGGUUCAUCUUACUGCAGGAUUUGAUGGGAUGGGACGUCCUAACGCACUUUUCAUACGGAGAGCGGUUCCGAAAACACCGCCGCUGGAUUUCCAGCGCCUUUCAAGACAAACACGCUUUACUUAGCUACCGCAACAUUCAACGAAGAGAAGUUUAUACCCUCCUCUCUGGCGUGCUCGAGACGCCUGAGCAAUUUAUGCCUCACAUCCGAAGAUACGCUGCGGCGCUCAUAAUGGAGAUAGCCUACGGUCACCGCGUCCAGUCGGCGGACGAUGAGUAUAUCCACAUCGCGGAAUCUGCUGGGAAAGAAACCGUUGAGUCCGGGAACGCCGGGUCAAUGAUUGUUGACUUCUUCCCUAGCCUACAAUACCUGCCCAUGUGGCUUCCGGGCGCGGGAUUCAAGCGCAAAGCUGCGGAUGUGAAGAAGGUAGUGCAGCAGAUGUUCGACACCCCGUUCGAGAUGGUGCGAAAUGCUAUGGCAUCCGGAACAGCGUCUCCGUGUUUCACGGUCGCUUUACUGGAGGAAGUCCUCCGGCAGGGCUCCCUUAGCAAGGAGGACGAGGACGACAUCAAGUCAGCAGCGGGGGUCCUAUAUGGAGCGGCGACGGAUACGACGGUGGUAAUACUGUCGACCUUCAUCCUAGCUAUGCUUCUGCACCCCGAAGUAUAUACGAAGGCCCAAGCAGAAAUGGAUCUCGUUGUCGGUACCGAACGGCUGGCUGACUUCGAUGACAGGGAGGCAUUGCCUUACUUGGAGUGUGUCAUACGUGAAGUAUUCCGAUGGAAUUGUCCUGUACCACUUGGUAUUCCUCACAGAACGAUUCAGCCCGAUAAAUAUCGAGGUUAUGGUAUACCUGCGAAUUCGAUGGUGAUUGCGAAUAUAUGGGCAAUGACACAAGACGAAGAAUCGUAUCCGGAACCAGAAUCAUUCCGGCCGGAGCGAUUCUUGGAGAUGGACCAGCAGACCUUGCAACUACUUGAGCCUCGCAAUAUCGCGUUCGGAUUUGGUCGCCGUGUGUGUCCCGGGCAGCAGUUCGCAGACACUACCAUAUGGCUCGCAGUAGCCAGUUUCGUUGCAACCGUCAACAUAAACAAAGCCAUGACUAAAGAUGGCGACCCAAUCACACCUCUGGCGGAGUUCGUGCCGGGCUUCGUGAGCCAUCCCAAGGACUUCGCGUGUGCCUUUACUCCGAGAUCGGGGAAGGCUACUAAAGUAGUCUCGGACAUGAGGGACAUGAGUGUCUGACCAAAAUUUCAUAUCCGCUGGUCGUUGACUGCGCUCGUAUGGUCGCGGAAUUUACAUUACUGAUACAUGGUGCUUCACCCCUGCAUCUCAUGUGCUCUAUCUACUUCGUAUUUCCAGUAUACAGUACUAGUCAGCAGCAUUCGUGUCCUAUCUUAUGUUGCCAAGCCCCGAGUGGAUUUGACAAAGACUGUGCCGAACGUGCGGUUGACGUAUC
This is a messenger RNA of Fomitopsis serialis, 1946 nucleotides long. RefSeq names its product cytochrome P450 monooxygenase. Lineage: Eukaryota; Fungi; Basidiomycota; Agaricomycetes; Polyporales; Fomitopsidaceae. Gene Ontology annotation, molecular function: monooxygenase activity; oxidoreductase activity, acting on paired donors, with incorporation or reduction of molecular oxygen; iron ion binding. The coding region runs from base 236 to 1732 and encodes 498 amino acids. The record is from RefSeq and is a predicted model, not a curated record. The transcript has 13 exons.